Messenger RNA from Candidula unifasciata, 486 nucleotides. Lineage: Eukaryota; Metazoa; Mollusca; Gastropoda; Stylommatophora; Geomitridae. The record is from the annotation of a GenBank genome assembly.
AUGAGCCGGAAUCCGUUCCGGAAAACGGUCGGGUUAUACGAGGUUAUGGCGACGCCGUACACAACAACAACGCACGACACGAAAGGUGAAACGGCUUAUACCAAACCAAAUCAGAUGGAUACAAGCUACAGCCCUCCGCCGAAACCACGAACGCAAGAAUCACAUAAAAAUGUUGAAUUUAACUUGAAGGACCAACAUAAAGAGAAUAAGAAAAAGUAUUUGACAGCAAAGUACGGCGCACACCAAAUGUUUCUGAUUAAGAAAAGACUGGGAGUUGAAAUGUGGAUAUUUGAUGAGCUGAGGAAACUGUACAACUGUGAGAAUGAUGACCACGAUUGUGAGUUAGAGCUGGAAGACAUUCUCAACUUGGACACAGACACAGAGAGGCGAGAUUAUGCAUUACAACAGUUGCAAGAUGUAAAACAGCCGCCUGAUGUUGUUAAUGCAUUUAUUGAAGAACUGUUACAAAGGGCCAAGACAUUAUAA